This is a messenger RNA of Pseudonaja textilis, 3137 nucleotides long. RefSeq names its product dnaJ homolog subfamily C member 3-like. NCBI's taxonomy places the organism in Eukaryota, Metazoa, Chordata, Lepidosauria, Squamata, Elapidae. Gene Ontology annotation, cellular component: endoplasmic reticulum. Gene Ontology annotation, molecular function: misfolded protein binding; protein-folding chaperone binding. Gene Ontology annotation, biological process: protein folding in endoplasmic reticulum. The record is from RefSeq and is a predicted model, not a curated record.
CGCCCGUUGGAUGCCGACGAGAGUGAAUGGUCAUUCCUAGAGCGGCCCUAUCACACUCGAAUACACGAGACACGACCAGCGUGCCGGAACCUGUCGGCGACCAAAUACGGAUACGGAAGUGAGCGGAUUCUGGAGCUGGGACAUGGAGUACGGACAGCAGCCGGUAUGGCGCAGCGUGGGGCUGCUUGGUCGAAGCGCGGACGGUCCCGUGUUCGGUCCGGGUAACUGUGAGAAGAGGUUGCUGUGGGCCGCUUCGUUGCUUUGCGUCUUGCUGGAUCUACAGUUGCCAGGUUUGUUGGCUGCUGGGCAAGCUGAGAUUGACAACCAUCUAGAAAUGGGUCGAAAGCUACUGGCUGCUGGGCAGCUGGCUGAAGCUCUCUCACACUACCAUUCAGCAGUGGAAAUUGAUCCGAAAAAUUACCUUACCUAUUACAAACGGGCCACCAUUUACCUGGCUAUGGGCAAGUUUAAAUCAGCAUUGCCAGAUCUCUCCAAAGCUAUUGAGCUCAAGCCAGACUUCCUUGCGGCCCGGCUUCAGCGAGGCAAUAUCCUUCUGAAACAAGGGUACACCCAGGAAGCAAAACAAGACUUUGAAGCUGUGCUCAAGAGCAAUCCGGAUGAUGCAGAAGCCCAGAACCAACUGUCCAGAGUCACUGAGCAGGAAUUUUCCAUGCAAGAAGCUCAGACUGCCUUUCAGAAAAAAAACUAUCUGGGAGCAGUCAGUUUUCUGGAUCGAGUAAUUGAGAUCUCUCCUUGGGUUCCAGAACCCAAAGAGCUGCGCUCCGAGUGUUACCUCCAUCUUGGGGACUACAACAAAGCCAUCAUGGAUUUGAAGCCCACCACUAAGCUGCGGAAUGACAACAGGGCCGCCUUCCUUAAGCUUAGCAAGCUCUAUUACAACUUGGGAGAGCACGAGGAGUCCUUAACCCAAGUACGGGAGUGCUUGAAGCUUGAUCAAGAUGACAAGGACUGUUUUUCCCACUACAAGCAAGUGAAGAAGCUCACCAAGCAGCUGGAAUCCGCUGAGGAGCACAUCAAAGCUCAGAGAUAUGCAGAUGCGAUCGAGAAGUACAAAGCCACCAUGAAAACAGAACCCAACAUAGAGAUCUACACCAUAAAAGCGAAAGAACGGAUCUGCCACUGUUUAUCCAAGAGCAAACGGACCGCAGAAGCAAUAGAUCUCUGCAGCGAAGCCCAUCAGCUUGAUCCCAGAAAUAUUUUCAUCCUGCGCGACCGAGCAGAGGCUUUCAUCCUUAAUGAAGAAUUUGAGAAAGCCAUUGAAGAUUAUCAAGAAGCGAAAGAAUUUGAUGCUGAAAAUGAAGAAUUAAAAGACGGACUCGAGAGGGCACAGAAACUCCUGAAACAAUCCAAGAAGAGGAACUAUUACAAAAUUCUUGGAAUUCAGAGGAAUGCCAAUAAGCAGGAGAUCAUUAAAGCAUACCGAAAGCUGGCUCAGCAGUGGCACCCCGACAAUUUCCAGUCGGAAGACAAGAAAAAGGAAGCUGAGAAAAAAUUCAUCGACAUUGCAGCUGCUAAAGAGGUCCUGACAGAUCCAGAAAUGCGACAGAAAUUCGACUCUGGCGAGGAUCCUUUAGACCCGGAAAAUCAACAAGGAGGAUCAGGACAUCAGCACCAGUGGGCAUCCGAAUUUAACCCCUUUGGCUCUGGGAACUUUCAUUUUAAGUUUCAUUUCAAUUAAUCCGCCUGAGCCCCCCGAAGACCAAUGCAACACCUUGGCCAGUGAGUUGGACACAAAGAGGACAAUAACAAUUCCUACACAAAUGGAAACUGGGGGAGGGAGGUUAGUUUCCUUAUUUAUAUUUUCAAGUAUCCCUUUCCAGAUGAACAGAAAUUUGUUCCUCAAGAUAGUAACCUGGACCACAAGGAAGAUGGCGACCUCUUGCUUCUAGCUGCGAUUCCCAUGAAACAGUUAUUGGGAAGAGGGGGAUUUAUGAUGCAUGCAGAGCCUUAAACCCGUCUGUGCAUCCCAUCUUUUUUAGGGAUGUUUUCAAACUUAGGUUGAGCUCAAUCCUUGUAGUCCAUCUAAACAUCUUUCAAGUUCUUUGUUGCACCUGCAAGACCCGAGAAGCUCUGCCAGCCCUUUGCCAAGUAAACAGUUCAUUUUUAAAUCCCAGCAAGGCAAAAGUGUUCCCCCCGCUUUUUUUUUUCUUUCUCUCUCCUUUUUCUCUCUAUCUUUCUUAAAGGAAAAGCAUGCGAUUUUGAGUUCACCUUCCCAAAGAAAAGCUUGGCUGGACAUGUUGACAUUUGAUUCAUGCCAUGUGUGGUUUCAGUAACAGAUGCCGACGGGAGAAAAGGCCAGCUGGCUCCUGCCAAGAAUUGUGUUUUUGUGCCAUCUCUCGGUAGGGAAGGAGUUGUGGGGGAGGUUUAAACUUUUGGGGCAAGAUCUUUUCAACCUUGAAAUGAGGAGGAAACCCCUGUGUUAGACUGGAAAAGGGGAAGAAAAAUAAGGUUGGUUUGGUUGCUUUGAGCCUUUCUGGAUGGUGUUCUUUAUUGAUGGAUGUUGGUUUUGCACAUUGACUGAUCCUUCUUUCAAAUACUGGAGGAGGACUUGAAGAACAGUAUGGAUUCAGAAACAAAAAUUGAUACCCUUCGUGAUACCCUCCCCUCUGUCCCAGAAUUUAAUAUUUUCUGGGCAUAGUCGGACAGCUCUACCACUCACCGUUUUUUCUACAGUUAGUUUUAAAAAAAAAUUUCCUCCUCCUCCUUCCAUUUUUAUCUAGUACAGUCAUUACAUAAACUUUGUCUGUUUCAGUUGUCAUCGGAGUUCAAGGGGGGGGAAAAGAUUAAGGAGAGGUAUUAAUAUCCUGUCUUUACCAAGAAAGUGUCAAGAUUAAACAUUUUGUAUUGCAGAAAUAAUUGAUUUUUUUUUCAACCUUUAGCAUUUUGCUGGAGCAAAGGUUGAGGAAGCGACCUAAAGUGCUGAGUUAAGAAGGCUGAAGGUUCAGCAUAAUUUGCCUCCCGAGUUCUGAGCCAGAAGAAAAAAAUAAAAUACAUUUUAACUCGGGUUGAAAGCGAGCAUUUUAAACUGGGUGUAGUUGGGUAAGACUGGAGUACGAAUAGGUAGGGCUGUGCAUAAAAGAGAAAUCUUUUUGUUUCCGGUUCUGAGUUAAAUAGAU